CUCGGGCGGGAAGGGGGAAGCGCCUAGGCUGCCUGACUGGAAUGAGGGUAGCUGCGCCGACUGCGGCGGCGGGAGCGGGGCCGGCCAUGGCGGUGUGGACGCGGGCCACCAAAGCGGGGCUGGUAGAACUGCUCCUUAGGGAGCGCUGGGUCCGCGUGGUGGCCGAGCUGAGCGGGGAGAGCCUGAGCCUGACGGGCGACGCCGCGGCGGCUGAACCAGAGCCAGCUCUAGGGCCCGCGGCGGCCGCCUUCAACGGCCUCCCGAACGGCGGCGGCGCGGGCGACUCGCUGCCCGGGAGCCCGAGCCGCGGCCUGGGCCCCCCGAGUCCACCCGCGCCGCCGCGAGGCCCGGCGAGUGAGGCUGGCGCGUCACCGCCGGUGCGCCGAGUGCGGGUGGUGAAGCAGGAGGCGGGCGGCCUGGGCAUCAGCAUCAAGGGCGGCCGCGAGAACCGGAUGCCGAUCCUCAUCUCCAAGAUCUUCCCGGGACUGGCGGCCGACCAGAGCCGGGCGCUGCGGCUGGGCGACGCCAUCCUGUCGGUGAACGGCACCGACCUGCGCCAGGCCACCCACGACCAGGCCGUUCAGGCACUGAAGCGCGCCGGCAAGGAGGUGCUGCUGGAGGUCAAGUUCAUCCGAGAAGUAACGCCAUAUAUUAAGAAGCCAUCUUUAGUAUCAGACCUGCCAUGGGAAGGAGCAGCUCCCCAGUCACCAAGCUUCAGUGGCAGUGAGGACUCUGGUUCUCCAAAACACCAGAACAGCACCAAGGACAGGAAGGUCAUUCCUCUUAAAAUGUGCUUUGCUGCUCGAAACUUAAGUAUGCCGGACCUGGAAAACAGAUUAAUAGAGCUACAUUCUCCUGAUAGCAGGAACACGUUGAUCCUACGCUGCAAGGAUACAGCCACAGCACACUCCUGGUUCGUAGCUAUCCACACCAACAUAAUGGCUCUCCUCCCACAGGUGUUGGCCGAACUCAAUGCCAUGCUUGGUGCAACUAGUACAGCAGGAGGCAGCAAGGAAGUCAAGCACAUUGCCUGGCUGGCAGAACAGGCAAAACUAGAUGGUGGAAGACAACAAUGGAGACCCGUCCUCAUGGCUGUGACUGAAAAGGAUUUGCUGCUUUAUGACUGUAUGCCAUGGACGAGGGAUGCCUGGGCAUCACCAUGUCAUAGCUACCCGCUUGUUGCCACAAGGUUGGUACAUUCUGGCUCCGGAUGUCGAUCACCCUCCCUUGGAUCUGACCUUACAUUUGCUACCAGGACAGGCUCUCGGCAGGGCAUUGAGAUGCAUCUCUUCAGGGUGGAGACACAUCGGGAUCUGUCAACCUGGACCCGAAUACUUGUUCAGGGUUGCCAUGCUGCUGCUGAGCUGAUCAAGGAAGUCUCUCUAGGCUGCACGUUAAAUGGUCAAGAGGUAAGACUCACUGUCCACUAUGAAAGUGGGUUCACUAUCUCCAGGGAAAAUGGAGGUUCCAGCAGCAUACUGUACCGCUACCCCUUUGAAAGGCUGAAAAUGUCUGCUGAUGAUGGCAUCAGAAAUCUGUAUCUGGAUUUUGGUGGCCCUGAGGGAGAGCUGACCAUGGACCUGCACUCCUGUCCAAAGCCGAUUGUAUUUGUGUUACACACAUUCUUGUCGGCCAAAGUCACUCGCAUGGGACUGCUUGUAUGAGCAGCAAAAAAAAAUCAGUAAAUAAAGAGCCUUGAAUGUCACAAGAAGUAUCUCCACCUCAAAAAAAAAAAAAAAAAAAAGCACAAAAAGAACACUCUUUCCUCUCUCCUCUGGCACAGUGCCUUGACACGGACCUGCAAAUCACUGCUGAACUGUAACCAUGUUUAAAGAAGAGCCUGCCUUUUACAAGCUACCUUGGCCAGAAAUCCUAGGACUGGAAUAAGCUCCAAAAUGAAGCUGUUGAUUUAUUGUCUAGUUCCUAAUGUUGUUUCUAAGUAAUUAGGUUUUUUUUCCCCUGUUAAGAAGGGUGGCUCAUUCUUUUUCUUUUUGGACAUAAUCUAACAUCUAAGAGUUUAGGGUUUUUUUCCUUCCUCUUCCAGAAGGAAUUAUUUCAGGCUUAGCCUUGAUCUCUUGCUUAGGACACCUCUCUCUUCCCAGGUGCUAGUCUGCAACAGCCUGUCACUCGAGUUAGGCUAUACAUUUUGAUCAAGUCUACUGUCCUUACUUACUCCUUCCACCCUAGGAAGUCCUUGAAUUUGUCACCAAAGGCUUCCUCAUCCAUCCUGGCUCUCCCUACAUCUCCCCCGGCCGUUACUUCUGACCACAUCACAAGCUUUGCCCCUCAUAAAUGCUAACUGCAGGACUUAGAACUUGUGAGAUUUGAUUUGCUUUGCCUUCCACACUCCCUUUCUAGUGGUGACCAACUUGAAAAGCAAGCUGGGAACCACUGCUUUGAAAGAAAAAUUUUGCUUGUUUUAGGAUUUUCUGAUUUUAUCUUUGGUAGGAGCCAGAGGAUAAGAUUUAUUUUAAAAGAAAAUCCUCAUUUUAGCCUAAGCCAUUUUUUAUUGCUUACCAAAUGUGCCUUUAGUUAGGGUUAGUGGAGCUUUAUUAGUCACUCUUUGGAUAACUGGAUAUCACUGCCAUUCCAGGGAGAUCAGCUAUCCUAGUUUUGAGAAGUAGUCUUUGAGGUGGGUUUCCUUAGUGUGGUAUCUUUUCUAGUUGGCAGAUGUCUUUAAGGAAGAUAAAUCCUGGAGAGUCAGCUUGUUUAAAGCGUACACUUUGUCGGUGAAGCCAUCUCUUCAGCACAAACAUCAUGUUCACGUCGCUUUGGGCCGUGUGAGCCCACUCUGGGGUCUUGGCCCUGGCCCUCUCACUCUGUGGCAGCAGAGUAGCAUCUAUCAGCAGCUGCUAAUUCAGUGCUGGCUCAGUGAUGCAUCCUACAAUGGGCAGGGUGACAAGACCAUGGAACAGGUACCUGGGCUUUGCUAAGCAUCGCCAGAUGUCAUCAUUAGGACAUAGCAGCAGUAAGAGUGCUGAUUGUGUUGUACUGGAGAAUCACAGUCAGCUUCUUUUUCCUAAUUAUGAAGGAGGUAUAUAUCUGAAAACAUUUAAAAUAAUAUAUUAGCCAUAUAGAAUGUCAAGGUUAACAUAGUUCCCAGAUCUGAAAGAAAAGGCAAUAUUAACUUGGAUGUUCUGUAUGCUCUCUGAAGAAAGGUCUGGGAAUAGUCAUCAUUUACUAGAUUUAUCAGGAAUGACAUAAGAGGAUGUGAGCUCUUUGGAGCGGGGAGGAGGGCAUCAAUCCAAAGAUAAAAAAGAAAAAAAAAAAACGCAAAUGGACUAUUUGCAAAACAAGAGCUAUUUGGUUUGAGGGCAAACUGACCGGUAGGUUGGACAUAUAAAAGGGCCAACUUAAUGAGAAGAGAGAAUUCCAGUUAGACACCGUCGCCUCAUUGUUUUCCCUCUGCCCAUAAAUCUGUUCUUCCCCCAGCUCCAGUCCCCAAAGUGAAUUGUCUAAUCUACUUAAAACUGGAAAUCGAAAUCUAAACUAAAAUAUAUCUUUUGAAAGCUUU
Phacochoerus africanus (Common warthog) is the source of this 3514-nucleotide messenger RNA. It is a transcript of the gene SNTB2, whose product is annotated as syntrophin beta 2. Bases 42 to 1664 code for a protein of 540 amino acids. Gene Ontology annotation, molecular function: structural molecule activity; protein binding. The record is from RefSeq and is a predicted model, not a curated record. Gene Ontology annotation, cellular component: intracellular anatomical structure; dystrophin-associated glycoprotein complex; synapse. NCBI's taxonomy places the organism in Eukaryota, Metazoa, Chordata, Mammalia, Artiodactyla, Suidae. The transcript is spliced from 7 exons.